AUGGGUCUCUUCAGUUCAUCCCAACCUGUCGCCGCCCAACCCGCCCAACCCGUCCAACCCCGCCAAUCACGCGGCGGCCUCUUCUCUCGCAGACGCGACCCAGUCCAACCUCGCACCACAAGAGGCGGCCUCUUCAGUUCCUCCAAGCCAGUCCACCACCAGCCCCGCACCUCAGGAGGCGGUCUCUUCUCUCGCAGACGCAAGCCGGUCCACCACACCCACCACACCCCGGCAGCCACGACCGCCGGCACCACCUCGCGCCGGCACCAAGGCGGCGGUCUCACCGGCACCUCCCGUCCCGCUACUACAGCAACAGUGGGGACAAAGACCAAGCCGUCCCGCGGUCUCGGACUCUUCCGCCGCCGCGAGCGCCGCCACGAACCUACGAUGGGCGAGAAGGUCAGCGGCGCCGCGACCCGCGCCAAGGGCACCGUUACAGGCGACCCUGUGGCCCGUGAUAUGGGUGCUCGCCGCAUGCAGGGCUAUGAAGAGCCGACUGUUCGGAGAAGUCCUCGAUUCUAAGCGGGAUUUAAUUUUUUCUUUUGUGUUGACCGACAAUCUGUCCGUCUUUGGUUCAGACACGAGAACUGUCUAAUGGGGAGGAGUUUGGAUAAACUUAGAUAUCACCUUUUCUGAGAACGAUGUUUGGACAGGCCGGCCUCGGGUGUAAUAUUUGUCAGCGGUUUAUUUUCUUUUUGUGUUCCCCUGGGCCAACCACUCUAGAGGAGAGCUCAACAUUGACCCAGCGUCACUUGCAUGAGAUGUAAUCACGAGACUGGAUACCAAUAUACCCCCCAUU
Sodiomyces alkalinus F11 is the source of this 799-nucleotide messenger RNA. RefSeq lists its product as hypothetical. The coding region runs from base 1 to 522 and encodes 173 amino acids. Lineage: Eukaryota; Fungi; Ascomycota; Sordariomycetes; Glomerellales; Plectosphaerellaceae. The transcript has a single exon. The record is from RefSeq and is a predicted model, not a curated record.